AUGGCCCUCAGGUGCCGGGUGUGGAACCGCUACGACGAGCUCCCGGAGCGCGCGCUGCCCGUGCGCGCGGGCAUCACGGGCUCGCCGUUGAUCGUGCAGCCGACGAAGAUCGUCCCGGCCGGGUACGCCGCGACGGCGCCGCGGCCGCCGAAGCUGAAGGUGUUCGCGCUCGACUGGGGCGAGAAGGAAACCGGCGCGCCCGCGGUUUCGAAACGGUUUUACUGCGUCAACAAAGGGCCGCACGACAUGACCGUGAACUUCGAGGCGUGGCUGUCCCCGCCGGAUCCGGACCUCAACGGCGUGACGUGCGCGCUGACGAAGCUCAUCGUGGACGAGGACGCGGAGUUUGUGUCCGUGGACAUUCUCGGCCAGGGCGAAAAAUGCGGCGAGAAGGGCCCGUUCACCGUCGUCCCGAGCGGCGACGUCGUCGUCCCGAAGCUCGGCGGGCAGCGGCAGUUCGAGGUGACGUACUCGUACAGAGGCAAGCCCCGGAAGUUCGUCGGCGCGGUCGUCGGCACGCACUCGGUGAGAGGCCCCGGCGCGAACGCGAACCGAGGGUUAAAGCUCGAGCUCGGGUGCGCGGCGACGAAGAACCGCGUCGGCGACGUCGACGCGGACGCGCCCGAACGCGACGCCGCGGCGAGACGCGCGGUGGCCAAGCCCGUCCGCGUGCGCAUCAACGACGCGUUCCACUUCACGAGCGCGGGGCCGCCGAUGCAGAUGAAGCCGCUGCUCGUUCGGAUGCAAGCGACCGCGUUCUCUCCGCGGCUCACGGUGGACGAGCGCGAGAACUUUCGGUGGCGCUGCUACUCCCCGGUUGACGUUUCGGACGGGUCGUAUUACAAAUCCGUCACGCUCACGAACGCGUGGGCGAAACCGUUAGGGUUUAAGAUGUCCAUCGGCGGGCCGUUCGAGAUCACGGACGUCGUGUCGUCCGUCCCGCAGCUCGCGUUCGACCGCGAGACGUCGUUCGUCGCGUGCGCGAGGGCCCGCGCCGCCGCGAAGGUUUCGAAGCCGCCGCCGAAGAUCUCCGACGUCGACUUCGUCCUCCCCGCCGAGGAAAACGUCCACGUCACGAUGCGGUUCGUCCCUCCGGAGCCGGACGAGGACGACUUCGGGAACCCGAUCCACGACGACGCCACGUUGGACGGCGGCCUGGUCCUCGAUUACGACAACGGCACGCGCGACGUGCAGACGUUUAAGCUGCUGUGCGAAUACCUCCACCCGGCGUUGGAGGUGAACGUCCAGGAGAUUGACUUCGGCAAAGUCCACUGCGCCGCGAAAACGCUCAGCGCGCGGCGUCUGACGCUGACGAACACCGGCGAGGCGGACGCGGAGUGGGCGAUGCACUUCCCGCGGUGGAUGCAUAGGGUCGGAAUGGCCGGCAGCGUAUUCGAGUGCGUGCCCGCGAGCGGGAUCAUUCCCGGGACGGGCCCGCACGGGAAGCCGCGAAGCGUCGAGAUCGAGAUUCUUCUCGACGCGAAAAAGCCGGAGCGUUACGCGUCCGCGUUGACGUUCAAACCGCGCCUCGGGCGAGGGUGCUCGGUCGUCGUGCAGGGCGAGGGGACGUUGGACGAGGAAUACGAGGGACAGAUCAUGCCGCGGUUCGAGCCGAUAGAUGACGCGUGA
This is a messenger RNA of Micromonas pusilla CCMP1545, 1629 nucleotides long. RefSeq lists its product as uncharacterized. Gene Ontology annotation, biological process: negative regulation of cell population proliferation. NCBI's taxonomy places the organism in Eukaryota, Viridiplantae, Chlorophyta, Mamiellophyceae, Mamiellales, Mamiellaceae. The transcript has a single exon. Gene Ontology annotation, cellular component: cilium; cytoplasm. Gene Ontology annotation, molecular function: tubulin binding. The coding region runs from base 1 to 1629 and encodes 542 amino acids. The record is from RefSeq and is a predicted model, not a curated record.